Theobroma umbraticum is the source of this 3368-nucleotide messenger RNA. RefSeq names its product putative inactive lysine-specific demethylase JMJ19. Gene Ontology annotation, cellular component: nucleus; chromatin. NCBI's taxonomy places the organism in Eukaryota, Viridiplantae, Streptophyta, Magnoliopsida, Malvales, Malvaceae. Gene Ontology annotation, molecular function: histone H3K4me/H3K4me2/H3K4me3 demethylase activity. The record is from RefSeq and is a predicted model, not a curated record. Gene Ontology annotation, biological process: chromatin remodeling; regulation of gene expression.
CUGCCUAUUGGUCUUUAUCUAAAGCGGCAUCAUUUGAGUCCGAGGGCACACUGGGAAUUCCAGCGGCCACCGCUUGCAAUUCCGUUUCUCAGUCUAACCUUCCGCUAGAAAUCAAUGAACCGAAAUUGAAAAAUAAGAAGAAAAAACAAAACAAGUGGGAAAUCAAAUAAUGGUUUUAGAACUAUUUCUCCUUGCCCUCUGAAUGUUCCCUCUUGGAGUUCUUCGCGGUUCCCUCAUAUCCCAGUUUCAAUUGCAUUUGACAUCUGGGAUUUGUCCUCCUGGCUCCUUUCCUUCUGGGGGAAAAGCGAACGGUUAAUUUGUAAAGUUCACUAUCUGAAAAUGCAGAAAUGUUGUUAAGUUGCACUGGACUUAAUUUAUAGUUUAGAAAUGGGGGCAGAACAGUGGAAAACUUAUAUUGAAAAUGAGAAUCCAGCAAGACUUUCACCUCCACCUGGUUUUGCGUCUCUUUCGUCUUUCUUCUUGAAGAAGGUAGAAAACCAUGAGGAAAAGUGGGGCUUCACAGCCUCGAAGGGUGCAUCCACACUAGAGCAAUUGCAGGAAGAGGCCAAACCUGACGUGAUUGAUGUUGACCGGUUAAAGGAAUCUGUAGGGAAUAGACCAUGGAUACUCUUUGACAAGAGUGAUCAAAUUGGAAAGGAAUGUCAGCCCGUAGAACCUGAUAAGGGAAAAGCAAGGGAGUGUCCUGGUGAUGCAAGAAGAGAUGUUCUUGAAGAGGCGCCUGUUUUUCGCCCCUCUGAAGAGGAAUUCAGUGACACGCUAAAGUACAUUGAGAGCAUACGUCUUAGAGCAGAGCCAUAUGGAGUUUGUCGAAUUGUUCCUCCUCAUUCAUGGCAACCACCAUGCCUUGUUAAGGAAAAGAGCAAAUGGGAAUGUUCCACAUUUGGUACCCAGUAUCAACAGUUUGACAGGUUUCCAGCUCAGUCUGUAGAGAGCAAAACAGCUGAAUCUUAUAAAGGUACAAGUCAGAAAAGAAGCUCGGGACUGAGUUUUGAGCAAGGUGUUAGUAGUGGAUACUCCAUGAACUCUGAGGAAGUUGGAUGCUCAGAUGUGGAGCGCAAUGUGUCAAAACCGGGUCCAGAAUUUACUUUAAAAUCAUUUGAGAAAUAUGCAGAUGAUUUCAGGAAGCAGUAUUUUUUAUCCAAACAUAAGGAUGUCGGUUGUUAUGUCAAUUGCAAACAGGGGGAGCCAUCAGUGGAGUGCAUUGAGGAUGAAUAUAGAUGGAUUGUUGAGAAUCCCACUGGAGCAUUAGAGGUGCUCUAUGGUGGCAAUUUGGAUACUGUAAAUUUUGGCAGUGGAUUUCCAACAGCAUCAAAUCCUUGGGAUUUAUGUAAUUACCCAAGAUAUGUUCAUUCAAGCUGGAACUUAAAUAAUGUACCUAAGCUUCCGGGUUCUCUUCUUUCUUUUGAAAGUGAUAAGAGUUCUGGUGUAUUAGUGCCUCAGCUACGUAUAGGAAUGUGCUUUUCAUCUCUUUAUUGGAAAGUUGAAGAACACCAUUUAUACUCACUAUGUUACAUGCAUGUGGGUUCUCCAAAAAUUUGGUAUUGUGUCCCUGGGAGAUAUUCCUUCAAGUUAGAGGCUAUUAUGAAGAAGUACCUUCCAGAUUUGCUAGUUGAACAUAAGCAGCGUGAUGGAGUUAUCACAAGACUUUCUCCCUUUGUGUUGAAGUCUGAGGGUGUACCUCUCUACCGUUGUAUUCAGAAUCCUGGGGAGUUUGUUCUGGUUUUCCCUGGAGCCUAUCAUUCAGCAUUUGAUUGUGGGUUUAAUUUUGUUGAGGCUGUUAAUUUUGCUCCUCUUGAUUGGUUACCUCAUGGGCAGAAUGCCGUAGCAAUCUAUCAAGAACAGGGAAGAAAGACUUCAAUUUCCUUUGAUAAAUUGUUGAUUAGAGCUGCAAGAGAAGCUGUGAGAGCACAGUGGGAGCUUCUGUUAAGGAAGAACACAAUUGACAAUUUAAGGUGGAAAGACGCCUGUGGAAAGAAUGGGAUCUUAGUGAAAACACUCAAGUCACGUGUCAAGCAGGAAGGUAAUAGAAGGGAAUACCUUUGUACCACCUCUCAGACAAAGAGGAUGGACAAGAACUUUAGUGCUACUGGAAAAAGGGAAUGUAGCAUAUGUUUCUUUGAUUUGUACCUCUCAGCAGCACAGUGUCCAUGUUCUUCUGAUAGAUAUUCAUGUUUAAAUCAUGCAAAGCAGCUUUGUUUUUGCACAUGGACUGAAAAGAUUUUCUUAUACCAUUAUGACAUCAGUGAGUUAAAUAUUCUUGCUGAAGCAUUGGAAGGGAAAUUCAGUGCAGUGUAUAGAUGGGCUAGAGAGGACCUUAGUUUGGCUCUUAGCAUUCCCAAGGGAAACUCAUGCGCAGAAGAUAAAGGACAAAAAAAGCACACAUGCCAAGAUGCAGGAAAAUCUUAUGGAAAUGAUUGGACAACUGCUUCUUCCGUCAAGGCAGAAGUAAAGGCCCGCGUACAGCAAUCAAAGUACCUGGAUGAACAAAGAUCAAAAGAGAAGACGGUAUCAACUCCUCUUCCAAUUGUGACUCAAGAUGAGACUUCCUUUUUACUUAGUGAGAUGAUGUCAGAAGCUUUGUCAUCAAGUACAAGUAUGUCAAGUUCCUCAGAAUCUGAGGAGACGGCAUACCUUGGCCUUAAUGAUGGAGGAAAAGGAUGCAUCCUACCAAUAUCCAGUUUGAGCCCUGCUAGUCCUAAAAGAGGAGUCAAAUUAUCUGAGCUUCCGAAAGAUAUUUCCAGUAAUCAUGGUAAAGCAAAACAUUUUAAAUCAACUUCUAAAGGACUGCCUAUGAGGCAUCCAACUUCUAAGAAACGAAAAAAGAAGUAAAUCUGAUCUCAGCACUACACCCGGCAUAGACCUUGAUGACGAGGGUUGAUUAGCUACACGGUCGUAUCUGCUAAUAUAGCGGACAAGAUAGAGCCAAUUCAGCCUUUGAUGUAUGUUUCCUGUGUUCCCUACCUCAUUGCUCUGGACAAAAUUGUAAACAUAUUGUUGGAGUCAGAUUGCAAUUGUCUUUAGUAGGGGCACGAGGAAGUCAGGUUAAGGACAUGGGAUUUUAGGUUGUGACAAUAUAGUUGAGAUGAGAGGAAAUUAUGGAAAUCUGUAGCCUCUUUUUCUUUGAAAGGUGUGCUUGAUUUUGAAGCCUGUUGGCUGACUUGUUUUCCCUAUUAAUAUGGGAGAAGCAACCUCUUCCUCUUUAUGAAAUCCAGGCGGCAGAUUGCAUCAAUAUGGGAGGUAAAACAUGCUUCCUAAGGGUGAUAUUCAUUUCUGGCCUCUUGUUUUGCUUCAUUUUUCCAUACACUUGUUCUCUCUCAAGGUUGUUUUCUAGUCCUUUGAUUAUAUCU